Molecule: messenger RNA, 2979 nt
Organism: Closterium sp. Naga37s-1
Lineage: Eukaryota; Viridiplantae; Streptophyta; Zygnematophyceae; Desmidiales; Closteriaceae
Source: the annotation of a GenBank genome assembly
AUGAUUCUAUGGAGCGCGACUGUAGAAGACGCGAGUAUCGACCUAGGGAUUGGCGACGAAGGGGGCGAGAUCACCGUGUUUUCCGGCGGAAUCACUGCUAACGUCAGCCUGACGUGGAGCUACGUCAUGGCGGGCGGGUACGUGCGCGACUCGGGGAACGCGAGCGUGCGGAUCACGGGAAUGCAGGCGGGAAUCGCGGCGCAGCUUCAGGAGCGGUUCGGCGGGCUGUGGGUGUCGCUGCUGCAGCGCGGCGCGGCGAUUGACUCGAUCGAGAUUCAGCUCACCGGGAGCAUCUCGUGGCUGUACACCGUGCUAGUGGAUUUAUUGCCCAACCACCUACGGGCGGCAAUGGAAGCGGCCAUCACAAGCAGCCUUGACACAGUAGUCGCCACCGCCAACGCCGCUCUCCAGGCUCUUCCCCGCAUCGUCCCCAUCGACUCUACCGCGGCUCUUGAUGCCACUCUGCCUGCUGACCCGGAGAUCGACGGCCAGGGGAUCUCCCUCGCCUGCCACGGCCGCUUCCUGCCGUCGGAUCGCAGCAUCUUAUUCCACCGUGCCGCUGCUGCUGCUGCUGACGUCAGCCUUCCGUCUCGUCACGCUGCUGAUGACGUCAGGUUGCUCUCCCACCGUGGGGAGGUGAGCGGCGGCGGCAUUGCUGUUGCUGCUGCUGCUGCUGCUGCUGCUGCUGAGAGAAGCUACCAUCGCGUGAGGGUGUUGCAGGAGGGUGCGGCAGCGGCUGGCAGGGGGAGGGUGGGAGAGAAGGGGGAUAGGAAUGAAGAGGAGGAGGCUUUGGAUGUAAGAGGGGGAGACAGAGGGAGAGUGGAAGGUAGUGGGCGUCGAGGAGGGCGUGAGGGAGGGAGUGUGGUGGACGAUACAGAGUGUGUUGGGGAGGGCGAUGAGUGUGCGGAUUCAGGGCAGAUGGUGGCUCUCUCUCUGUCUCAGCACCUCGUGGCUUCGGCCAGCCAGGUGUAUUAUCAGCACCUCGUGGCUUCGGCCUGCCAGGUGUAUUAUCAGGUGGGUGUUUAUGAGGUGGGCGCACUAGGGGACAUGUUAGAUGGCUCAGAACUCUCCCUCACUGCCUUGUUGCCGUGGCCAGCCAAGUGUAUUCUCAGGCGGGUGCUCUCUCCUACACCGCCGGUGCUCUCUCCUACACCAUCAACCACCUCCCGGACUCCUUCCCUUGGAAGCGUCACACCAAGGGGGACUCCCGUUUUUGCCCUUUCUAUCCCCUCUCCCUUCCAGGCCGGUGCUCUCUCCUACACCAUCAACCACCUCCCGGACUCCUUCCCUUGGAAGCGUCUCACCAAGGGGACUCCCGUUUUUGCCCUUUCUAUCCCCUCUCCCUUCCAGGCCGGUGCUCUCUCCUACACCAUCAACCACCUCCCGGACUCCUUCCCUUGGAAGCGUCUCACCAAGGGGACUCCCGUUUUUGCCCUUUCUAUCCCCUCUCCCUUCCAGGCCGGUGCUCUCUCCUACACCAUCAACCACCUCCCGGACUCCUUCCCUUGGAAGCGUCUCACCAAGGGGACUCCCGUUUUUGCCCUUUCUAUCCCCUCUCCCUUCCAGGCCGGUGCUCUCUCCUACACCAUCAACCACCUCCCGGACUCCUUCCCUUGGAAGCGUCUCACCAAGGGGACUCCCGUUUUUGCCCUUUCUAUCCCCUCUCCCUUCCAGGCCGGUGCUCUCUCCUACACCAUCAACCACCUCCCGGACUCCUUCCCUUGGAAGCGUCUCACCAAGGGGACUCCCGUUUUUGCCCUUUCUAUCCCCUCUCCCUUCCAGGCCGGUGCUCUCUCCUACACCAUCAACCACCUCCCGGACUCCUUCCCUUGGAAGCGUCUCACCAAGGGGACUCCCGUUUUUGCCCUUUCUAUCCCCUCUCCCUUCCAGGCCGGUGCUCUCUCCUACACCAUCAACCACCUCCCGGACUCCUUCCCUUGGAAGCGUCACACCAAGGGGGACUCCCGUUUUUGCCCUUUCUAUCCCCUCUCCCUUCCAGGCCGGUGCUCUCUCCUACACCAUCAACCACCUCCCGGACUCCUUCCCUUGGAAGCGUCUCACCAAGGGGACUCCCGUUUUUGCCCUUUCUAUCCCCUCUCCCUUCCAGGCCGGUGCUCUCUCCUACACCAUCAACCACCUCCCGGACUCCUUCCCUUGGAAGCGUCUCACCAAGGAGACUCCCGUUUUUGCCCUUUCUAUCCCCUCUCCCUUCCAGGCCGGCCGGUGCUCUCUCCUACACCAUCAACCACCUCCCGGACUCCUUCCCUUGGAAGCGUCUCACCAAGGGGACUUGCCCUUUCUAUCCCCUCUCCCUUCCAGGCCGGUGCUCUCUCCUACACCAUCAACCACCUCCCGGACUCCUUCCCUUGGAAGCGUCUCACCAAGGGGACUCCCGUUUUUGCCCUUUCUAUCCCCUCUCCCUUCCAGGCCGGUGCUCUCUCCUACACCAUCAACCACCUCCCGGACUCCUUCCCUUGGAAGUGUCUCACCAAGGGGACUCCCGUUUUUGCCCUUUCUAUCCCCUCUCCCUUCCAGGCCGGUGCUCUCUCCUACACCAUCAACCACCUCCCGGACUCCUUCCCUUGGAAGCGUCUCACCAAGGGGACUCCCGUUUUUGCCCUUUCUAUCCCCUCUCCCUUCCAGGCCGGUGCUCUCUCCUACACCAUCAACCACCUCCCGGACUCCUUCCCUUGGAAGCGUCUCACCAAGGGGACUCCCGUUUUUGCCCUUUCUAUCCCCUCUCCCUUCCAGGCCGGUGCUCUCUCCUACACCAUCAACCACCUCCCGGACUCCUUCCCCUGGAAACUCCUCAACACCAAGGGGUGGCGCUGGAUCCUUCCCAGAAUGUUCCACGAAUACCCCGACGCUGACCUCGUCUUCCGAGUCAACGCCAGUCAGCCGCCCAACGCGACGCUGACACCUGGCGGGAUCGGAUUGGAGGUCGAUGCGCUGCUCACGGUAACCGUGUUACCAGGGUAG